AUGGCUUUGAACGUUGGUAAUUUCAUUUUGAACGAUUGGUCGAACAUUCUUUUCGCACUUAUUGUAGUUUACAUUGUCAAGUAUUACUUCUCAUGGUAUACACGGGAGAAUCCAAUUCCGGGACCAUUUCCUUUACCUUUAAUAGGAAAUUUACAUCAAUUGGGACUAGAUAUGGGGAAAGGAGCGCUCAAAUUACAAAAGGAGUAUGGGGACAUGUUUGAAAUAUUUUUAGGACCGACAAGAACGAUAUUUAUAAGUAGAGCGGAACUUACGGAAAAAAUUAAUAAUCCGACGUUAAAGAAUAAUGCAUUCUACUUUCGCUCCCCUCCAAACCCAGGAUUAAAGGAACUUCACCUGAUAAAUUCCGGUAUCACUUUUAAUAGGGAUUUGACCACUUGGAAAUUUAAUAGACGUAUAUUAAACCUAACAGUGAUGUCACCAAAAUUCUUGAGGAAGAGCGUGGAAUUCACCAAUCAACUUUGCGAUGACUUGGAAAAGUAUUGGUCUUCGAUUGAUCCUAAUACAAAAGUUAAUUUGGCAAAUUGGACUACUUGUCUCUCCGCUGAUAUUAUCGUAACCACUGCAACCGGUACCAAGGGUUGCUCCAUGGCCGAUUAUAAUAAUAGCCUACCCAAUUCGGUUAAAGUCGACAUUUCCGAAAAGUUUCUCAAUGAAUCUUUAAAAUUUAUUGAUUCCAUAUAUACGUUGAUCUCAAGUGCACUGUUCUAUUUCAGCUUUCCUCCUUUCAUCAGAAAAUACUUCCCUGUAUUUAAACCGAUGUACCAUAAAUAUCGUGACAACGAUAUAUGGUUAGGUGCCGAAUUAGAAAGGAUCGUCUGUACCAGAAAACAAAAAAUUGAAAGUGCCUCUCUUGAUCAACCUAUAGAGAGCAACGCGUUAAAUUUGUUAAUCGUUUUAAAUACUGAACGGGAUAUCAAUAAGAUCACUAGUAUCGAUUUUACAGAACCGUUGACUAACAUAGAAAUUUCCCGCAAUUUAAAGGAAAUCUUUGUCGGCGGGAUGGAUACGACGCGAAACGUAAUGUGCUUUAUCAUGUAUUAUAUUAAUAAACAUCCUCAAGUUAAAGAUAAAUUGAUUAAAGAAUAUGAGUCGGUCUAUGGGGAUCUAAGCAAGAAGAUAGAUAUAACUUACGAAUCACUUGGUAAAUUAGUUUAUACCGAGGCCGUGAUCAAUGAAUCCAUGCGUCUUACACCGGUAUUACCCGUAUUCUUACGUGCCGCAUCUUUUGAUACCGAAAUUGGUGGUUACAAGAUCAAGAAAGAUACGACCGUAUUUACGAAUUAUACCGGUAUUCAUUAUCAUAAAGAUCAUUGGGUUGAACCCGAAAAGUUCAAUCCUGAUAGAUUUUUAAAGGAUGGUGGUCAUACGAUCGUUAAAAAUUCUUAUUUGCCUUUCGGAGGGGGUAUUCGAAUUUGUCCGGGAAGGCAUUGGGCCAUGGGAAAUAUGAAAAUUUUAUCGGCCAGAAUGUUGACCAAUUUUGAAAUUAACCUCGCGGAUCCUGAAGCUCCGUUAAAAUCGUCAUAUCAAGGAACGCAGCAUUGUGAUGAAUUAGAUGGUAACGAUGAUAACUUAAAAAAUGAUUUGGACGAGGCCAAUUAUUGGUACCAUCAAGCUGUAGAUGGUAACAAGGUUGCAUUAUACAGAUUGGGUGAACUUUACGAAAUCGGAAAAGGUGUUUGUAAAAAUUUGGUUAGAGCGUUUGAAUUUUAUAAAGAAUCGGCCAAUAAAGGAUGUUUGGAGGCGCAAUAUAAGGUUGGAUACUAUUAUGAUCAUGGAUUGGUCGUAGAUGCUGAUAAAGAGAAGGCAUUGGAUUGGUACGAAAUAGCUGCUGAAAGGGGAAGUAUUGAUGCACAACAUAGGCUUGCAUGCCAACAAGAGGUUAAUCAAAGUUAA
Funneliformis geosporum is the source of this 1914-nucleotide messenger RNA. The record is from the annotation of a GenBank genome assembly. NCBI's taxonomy places the organism in Eukaryota, Fungi, Glomeromycota, Glomeromycetes, Glomerales, Glomeraceae.